Messenger RNA from Penicillium subrubescens, 255 nucleotides. RefSeq lists its product as uncharacterized. The transcript has a single exon. The coding region runs from base 1 to 255 and encodes 84 amino acids. Lineage: Eukaryota; Fungi; Ascomycota; Eurotiomycetes; Eurotiales; Aspergillaceae. The record is from RefSeq and is a predicted model, not a curated record.
AUGGAAGAGGGCCAAAUCGAGCACAGUGCGAUUGUAGCGCAACUGGGAUUCUUCAUGGUCGGGUUGUAUAUCGUGUAUCCUUUCUGGAAUCGGAGCCGGGACAUUAAGAAAGAGAUUCAAAAUCUCUAUGUGUUCUUUGAAGCCUUCACCCGCGACGGUAGCAUCGAACCAGUGCUUGCUGUGAAUCAUACUCGGGUUAUGCUCCAACAGCAUUUUCACUAUUGCCGUGUGACCCGCUUCUACGGCGAGAAUUAA